UUGACAAAUAUUAAACGUAGUAAGUGAAAGCGAUAUUUCUCAUAGUUUAAUCAAACAGUUAGAAUAGAAGACUGGCUCUUUGUUUAUUUUCUAUUCGAGGCUGAGGUGUCUGAGUGGACUGAUGCGGACACUGAAAAAAGAAUUUGGAUGUGUCUCUUGCCAUAUGUACAAAGAAUAUAUACAAGAAUAUAUACAAGCGCGUUCUGACUGAAAGCGAAGGUGGUGGUUGAGUAAGUGCGAGGGUGAAGAUGCCAGCAAGGAAAUAUUACUGCGACUACUGUGACAAGCAAUUCCAAGACACACCAGCUGAUCGGAAACGACACGUUAAUGGUAUUCAACACCUCCAAGCCAAAGCUCGCUGGUACGAUUCCUUCAAUCAGCACCACCAACAAAUCCCUAAUCCUCCCCUUUGCUUUCACUUCCUCAACACGGGUUUUUGCCGUUACGGCCACUCUUGCAAGUACCUUCAUCCCACUCCCAACAAUACUACACAGCACGCUCCAAUUCCCUUACCAGGGAAUGUGGUAGGAGUGUCAUUGGGAAAUUUGCCCCCGUCGUUGCAGCCUCCGCCGGAGGCUGGAUAUCCCCAUCUCCCCUUUGUGGAUUGGGGAUAGAUUUGUAGCUAUUGAGUCUCUGUGUGUAGGGAAGAACUCUGUUCAUUUUUCUUUGUUAUUAUUAUUAUAUUAUUAUUUAACUUUUUAUCUCCCAUCACAUAACCCCACAACUUAUUUGGAGUUUUCAUGUAUCAAACGCUAUCCAAAUCUAUCUUAAUGUUCAAUCAAUACUAAUAUAAUAUAAUUUGAUAGUGGA
Vigna angularis (adzuki bean) is the source of this 810-nucleotide messenger RNA. Its product is annotated as zinc finger CCCH domain-containing protein 3. Gene Ontology annotation, molecular function: zinc ion binding. Gene Ontology annotation, cellular component: U12-type spliceosomal complex. Lineage: Eukaryota; Viridiplantae; Streptophyta; Magnoliopsida; Fabales; Fabaceae. The record is from RefSeq and is a predicted model, not a curated record. Bases 249 to 614 code for a protein of 121 amino acids. The transcript has 4 exons.